CUGUAAUUGCUGUCAGGGGAGGACUUUCUGUGAUCUCAUGGUCAGAGUCCAACCAGAGAAAUUCAGAGAUAUUCUGGUUGAUGACGUUAUGGAGUCUCAGUAUCACCAGUUUGGGUCGCCUGAAAACAGCUCAGGCCAUGGAGAGCACAAAAUGACCAGAACAACAGGUUUGAAGGGUAUGGUGGCUUAUGUCCUCUACGGAGUCCUGGUGGUGCUGCUGCUAAUCCUGCUGAUGGUCACUGGGAUAAGAUUCUCCCAGUUAAACAAGGGAAUCACUGAUGUCAAACUUCACCUUGAGAGAAUCAGCAAGGGAGGAACAACAUCAGCGUCCACUUCAGGUGCAACAACUGUGCAUGAUGUCUACCUACAGCCAAUUGUCCCAGUUAGAGGAACAUGUAGGGAAGGAUGGGUGUCUUUCCAGAGAAGCUGCUACCUGCUAUCCACCACCACCGUUACCUGGGGCAAAGCAGAGGAGCAGUGCCAAACACACGGAGGACACCUGGUGGUUCUGAAUAAUGUGGAGGAACUGGACUACAUUUCAAAAAUAGUUGAAAUCAAUUACAACUAUUGGAUUGGACUUGUCGAGCGAGAACACGAGGGACACUGGAGCUGGGUGGACGGAACUGACUUCAAAUCAACCCCAACUUUCUGGGAUGAAGAUCAGCCUGACAACUGGGACUACAGAGAGAACGGAGAGGACUGUGGGCAGCUUCAUUCUUCUGAAAGACGCAAACGCAAGCUGUGGAAUGACGCAGACUGUCACCUGACAUACCAGUACAUCUGUGAAACCAGGGCAUGAGAGACAGUGGACCUUUCUGAGCUGCUGAACCCUCACUAACAUGACAAGCCUGACAUGUUGAACAUGAAUGGGUCAAAUUAAAACUGAUGGAAAUGAUGUUUUUGAUUAUAUAGUUAUGAGUGUCACAAAAAGGGCUAAACAAUAUUGAUCUUUUAUUGAUUUGUAAUAAAGACACACUCUUCAGUG
This is a messenger RNA of Siniperca chuatsi (mandarin fish), 985 nucleotides long. It is a transcript of the gene asgrl1, whose product is annotated as asialoglycoprotein receptor-like 1. NCBI's taxonomy places the organism in Eukaryota, Metazoa, Chordata, Actinopteri, Centrarchiformes, Sinipercidae. The record is from RefSeq and is a predicted model, not a curated record. The coding region runs from base 38 to 799 and encodes 253 amino acids. The transcript has 9 exons.